Molecule: messenger RNA, 1199 nt
Organism: Beta vulgaris subsp. vulgaris (sugar beet)
Lineage: Eukaryota; Viridiplantae; Streptophyta; Magnoliopsida; Caryophyllales; Amaranthaceae
Product: protein GET1
Exons: 8
Coding region: 332-856 (174 amino acids)
Biological process (GO): tail-anchored membrane protein insertion into ER membrane
Source: RefSeq, a predicted model, not a curated record
AAGGAUAGUAGUAAAUAAAAACUUUUAUAGAAAAAGAAAAGGCGCAUAGCAAACAAAACGCUCUCAAGUCUCAAUCGAAUUCUCUCUUCUUGGCGUAGGCUGUCCAACACUUCAACUCAAAAUCUCACUCUCAAUUCUCAAUUCUCAAUUCUCAAUUCUCAAUUCUCAAAUUUCAAUUAUCUGGGCGCUGGAUGUGUCGUUUGACUUUGAGUCUGAAUAAUUAGGGUUCUUCAUUAAUUAAAUUAGGGGCUGCUCUUUUUCUCCGAAAUUUCGGGUGAACCGUGAAUUUCAUCUGUGUCUGCUGUAAAUUCUAGCAAGUAGUAGGAGAGAAAUGGACGACGAUGGAAGUAGUUUGGCAGCUCCGACGAUUUUCAUCCUUGUUGCUCUCCUUCAGUUCAUCCCCAGAUACUUUGAGCACCAGAUUAGGAAUGGAGGAGCUACAAGUGCUGAGGAAAAGAAGCUGCGGGCAGAAAUAAAACAGCUUUUAAAAGAAGCCGGGUCUUUGACACAGCCAUCCACAUUUGCACAAGCAGCAAAACUUAGAAGAACAGCAGCAGCUAAGGAAAAAGAGCUUGCAAAAUAUCAAGAACAACAAAUGCUGGAGAGGAAGUCAUCAUAUGAUCCGUAUAUGAAGUAUGUGACUCCUGUAAAGGCACUAAGCUAUCUUUUGCUGGGAGUUUGGUUUUGGAAAUAUCCUGUUGCGGCAAUAUCAAAGGAGAUUUUGCAACCCUUUGGAAAGAUGCUAUCUUGGAAGUCUGGUGGUAGCUCAGAGGAGAAAGUGAUGAUUGGUAUCGUACCUUGGCUUGUACUGUGCACUAGGGUCAGCAAGCUCAUCUGUCGGAAGGUCAACAUAUAAGAUGCUUCUGGUGCAUUGUCGUGAAGCUUUGUUUAGUUCAGAUAUCGAAUGUCUGAGUGGGCGCCUGUGAAAUGGGAAGUACCGUGCUGCCUUUUUUUGCACUCACACAAAGAUAUAGGGCAGUCGAAUUCCGAAAAUAGGAAACUGGAAGGCACCUUCAAAACAUGAUCUUUCCCUUCCAUUCCCUGUUGGUUGCUUUCUCGUAGUUUUCAUGUAAUCUUGAACCACUAAUACCUUUUUUUUAUGUACUCGUAGCAUUUAGGAAAAGUUCGUGCUCUCUUUUUUUUUUUCUUUUCAAAAUACACAUUGAAAUGAAUAUGUUAUAUGAUCAUGUUUUUAUCAA